Molecule: messenger RNA, 1313 nt
Organism: Cicer arietinum (chickpea)
Lineage: Eukaryota; Viridiplantae; Streptophyta; Magnoliopsida; Fabales; Fabaceae
Product: ATP-dependent Clp protease proteolytic subunit-related protein 4, chloroplastic
Biological process (GO): protein quality control for misfolded or incompletely synthesized proteins
Cellular component (GO): endopeptidase Clp complex
Molecular function (GO): serine-type endopeptidase activity; ATP-dependent peptidase activity; ATPase binding
Source: RefSeq, a predicted model, not a curated record
GGCAUUCUCCCUCAACUCUCGCAUUUUUCACACUAUCUGAAUUCUGAACACUCUCUUGAGCCUGUAGAAUUGAACCAUGGAAGUUGCAACCGCCAACGCACCUUUCACCUUCGCAGUCAACAAACCCAUGUUGCUUUCACCCUCUUCAUCACGAACCAUAACCCCUAUCAGAGCCAUCAAAUCCUCUUUCAAAACCUCUAUCUCCACCGAUUUCGUCGCUCCUUCCACCGCAAUCACCAAUGCCUCUAGCCAAUUCUCCGGACUCAAGCUCCGACCUCCGUGCCUCAAUCCAGCGUCGUUUCGUAGUUCCGGCGGUAAAAGAGGCGUCGUUACUAUGGUUAUUCCUUUCUCAAGAGGGACUGCAUGGGAGCAACCUCCACCAGACCUAGCUUCUUACUUGUAUAAAAAUCGGAUUAUUUACUUGGGCAUGUCUCUUGUUCCAUCUGUCACAGAGUUGAUGGUAGCUGAAUUUCUUUACCUUCAAUAUGACGAUGAAAAUAAACCCAUUUACCUAUAUGUAAACUCCACUGGGACAACCAAGGGAGGUGAGAAGUUGGGUUAUGAGACUGAAGCACUUGCAGUUUAUGAUUUGAUGAGCUAUAUCAAACCUCCUAUUUUUACUCUCUGUGUUGGCAAUGCUUGGGGAGAGGCAGCCUUACUUUUGGCUGCUGGUGCAAAAGGGAACCGAUCUGCUUUGCCAUCAUCAACUAUAAUGAUAAAACAGCCAAUUGCAAGGUUUCAAGGUCAGGCCACAGAUGUCAACCUUGCAAGAAAAGAAAUCACUAGAGUGAAAACAGAAUUGGUUAAUUUGUUAGCAAAGCACACUGAAAAAUCACCUGAGCAAAUUGAAGCUGAUAUUCGGCGCCCAAAGUAUUUUAGCCCUAGUGAAGCUGUUGAGUAUGGAAUCAUAGACAAGGUAUUGUACAAUGAGAGGGGCUCCAAGGAUCGUGGUGUUGUUUCUGACCUUAAAAAGGCACAGCUUAUCUGACUGCUAGGAAAUUAAAUCCCUAUUUUCUUGAAGUUGAGACAUGUGUGGAAACCUGGAUCAGCCAAAAUGAAGGAUCUAGGGCAUUAGCAGCCGAAUGAUACAACCGUGCCAAGCCUCGUACAAUUAACUUGCUACGUUGGAAUCUCCAUGUUUAUAACACCAUAGACUGCGUUUGCAUCUCCUAAGAAAAGGUAGUAGGAACAAACCCCGUCGUGUUUUGUAAAAUGCUGUAUACAUGAUUAUAUUAUGGAUCAUUGAAAUUUGGAAUUUUAUGAAUUGCUGUCUUACUCAGUACAUGGGCAUAAUGCAAUUAUCACAUUCGGCA